AGGAAAUCAUUAUACGAUUUAUUAUGCGAAUAACUAAUGAUAUAGUAAUGCAUGGUUGCACGCAUAUACAAUAAACUAAACAUUGUUUCAGAACACCGUAUGCACUCAUUUCGUAUCGUUCUAGAACAGUGUUCCAAAUGCACUAGAACUCUCCUCUAUCUUUAAUUUGAGGGCGUGUAUAAAAAAGUACUAAUACAGUGUCUCAUACAGUAUAACAACAAUAAGUCUUGCUACUUUCUACAUGUAAACAUCGAACAGUCAUGAGAUUACUCAUCGUUACUUUGGCUACAAUAUUCACGUUUACUGGUUUUUGUGAGUCAUGUAGCCCGGCUGAGGGUCACAAAUGGAAGUCGAUUGCGGAAUUAACCAAACUGGCACCGCUGGUGUUGCAUGCCAAAGUCGUGGCAACAGCCAACCGAACGAUACACCAAUGGGAAUAUAAUGCAACACUGAAUGUCAUCCAAGUUUACAAGGGGAAAUUGAACGAAACUCUAAUUGUAGUUGCGGGCUUCGCAAACUCGGCGUCUUGUCAGUCUGACGUUUUUGUCGGAGAUGAGAAGAUAUUUUUCUUGGAUGUUGGUCCGUUCAGAGCUAGGUAUGAUGAUAUAUCUUCUGCUGUGGCAACGAAUUCAAGCGAGACGUUUCAGGGAAUUCUCGAAGGGCUUUGCUGUCCCUAUACAUCAGGUUGGUUUAUUGUACAUUUAAAGAGACAGCCCACAACUCACAAGCAAACUCCUAUUUUCGAUGACGUUAUCAUCAUAUAGCCAUCGUCAGUAUGUAGUUGUAGAUGUGGGCGACUGGGCGGUUGUAUGAGACUCUUUUAACUACGUUUUUAACACUAUAAUGAGAACAAUUAUAGACCACUGUGAAUGAUAGUGCUGGGCAAUAUUGAGUACUCUAUGUGCCAAGUCAGGUGUAGAAAGUAUUUAUUGCAUUUUGGGCUUUUGGAUUGAAUCACCCAGUAAUGAAAACUAAUAUUUUCCCGCUGACAAACAAGUGUCGGAAGUGACCGAUACUCACUUCUGGUAUUUUGCGCUUAUAUUUUUGGUCUCAAAACUCGGAAAUAGGUUACUGGUGCCGAUGGCUACUAAUCUUCAAAUUAAUCUGUAUCGAAUUAAAAAUCUGGCAUGGUAUCCGACCCAGAACUAGUGCAUGCUUGCAGCUAUAUAUAGUCUUGACAUACAUUGUGGGGGAACAUUAGAAAAUUUUGAAAUGUUAUCAUUGUUGCACAUUGUUGAGAAAUAAUUAUAAUUUUAGGAAAAUUAAUCAAAUACAUUGUAUAUUAUUUGCCAAGGGUCAACGAGAUUAUCCCUCUCUUCACAGCGCAAGCCGAGACACAGGGUCUUUUUUAAGAAUUUGUCCGUAGGGGGGGGGGGGCAACUAGAGAAAGGGACCAUACUAAACUGAGUGUGGAGAGAUGACAGAUAGUUGUUGGUGACAAAAAGUUUGGUGUGGUGUCAUAUGUUAUAGUAGGGGUUAUUUUCCCCCAGAAAAAGUUCGUAUUUUUCCACCCCUAGGGGGGACUGCAUUUCGUGUGUUUUCUGAAACAGAUUUUUGGGUAGCAGCGUUAUAUUAUACUGUAGAUAGAAUGAAUCUUCACAGGGGCGUCGGAGCAGCUCGAAAAUUAGUGGAGGGAGGUACACUUAGCGGUCGCCGAAGGCAGGUGACAAUCCAGGGGGUUCGGAGGCAUGCCCCCCGGAAAAAAAUUUAAAAUUAGAGUGUCUGAAAUGCCAUUUCCUGCACUUUAGACGGAGAUUUACGGAGUUCUAAAAGUAACAAAAUGUCAUAAAUAUCUCAAACUAUUAUGUCCACACCCAUAACUGAUCGAAAUAAUAUCAUUAAUUUUGUGGUUUAUUAUUGACCAUUCGGUUAAAAAGUAGGAGGCCCAAAGACAUUUAGGACCCUCCCAUGCAACUAAAAAAGUGGAGGGGGGCAGCCCCCCCCCCGCUUCCGAUGCCCCUGAAUCUUCAGUACGUUAAGUACUUGCAUGGUAUGUUUAUGUAAAUGAUACCACAACUCGGUCACCAACUUAUUUAGCCUAGCUUUCCAACAACUCAAAUCUAUAGGGUCUGGGAUAUGCUAUACACUUGGACAUUUUUUAGAAUCUAAGGUAUUUACAACACAAUGUUUAGCAUUUUUAAAAUUAAGUCAUUGAAUCAUUUGAAGAUAAAAGACAGGACAUAAGAUUCACAAAGCAAGGUUUAGUUACAGGGUUCGUAGCGGUCUUUGAAAUCCUUGAAAGUCUUUAAAUUUGAAUGCAGGUCUUUAAGGUUAAGUCUUUGAAGUGUGUGAAAAAGCGAAGAAAGUCUUUAAAAGUCUUUAAAUUCUUUAGUGAUUAUUUGAUUAUACGAUUUCCUGGCUAAUAAAAUAGAUUGAUUGAAGCAAGAUUUUCGCAAACAUCGACGAAAAAGUGCAUUUUAGGAUGUGAUUUGACGGGACUAAUUACCUGGUAAAAAUGGUGCUUAUACAUCGCAAUUUUUCGACACCUGAUUGUUCUCAAAGGUCUUUGAAAAGUCUUUGACAAUAGGCAGAAAAACUCUUUGAAAUUUUUUGGUCUUGGAGACUACGAACCCUGAGUUACUAAAAUAUCAAGCCUCCCUUCCAAAUUCAAUUUUCCUUCCAAUGUUUCCCUUGUAUUUCAGAGAAAAGGGACUUUGACUGGGGGAGGGGCAAAGUGGUUGAGUGAGGGGGGGGGGGUUUCCUCCCACAAUGAAUGUUGACAGGGUGGGUUGGGAUUAGCCCCAAACUAACCUUCCCUCGUAGCUGUGCUCUGUCAGUGUGAUCAGGCAGUAAGCCUUCGACUCAAUCAGGUUGAGCUGCGUCCUUCGUUAUUUAGGCAGUUCAAAAAUAAUUGAUGUACUUCCAGGGAGAGGUCUUCAAUCUUACAUUACUCUCUCCUUGUUAUUUGUGUAUAUAUCUGCAUGCCACAUGUGGAAUAAUUUUCUCUUUCAGAUUGUCCACGACCAAAAUUUACCUGCCGUGGUUGUACGACGGCUGUUACAUCGACCUGGUUUUUUAUCAUGUAAGUUUAAAAAAAAUAGAGGUCAUACUGGAAAUAUCCCUUAUUCUCAGCCUGAAUAUAGUUUAUUAUUUAGUUCUUCUACCGCUUAUGUAAAGCUCAUUUUACAUUGAUAAUAAAGAUAUGUAUAUGUUCCGAUACAGUUGCAGUAUGAAACAGUUUAAACAGGCUAGCUUCAUCAUAGACAGUUCGUAGUUAAAUUUUAGCCCCCCCCCAAUAAAACUCGUCCACAGCCUAUGUGUGAAGUAUAUAUAGGUAUAUCAGUUUAUAUCUUCGAUUUGAUUCCUUCAUGAAAACCUAUAUAAAUUCAAUAAAUAAUAAUGUUGAGGCAAUUCAUGAAUAUAAUGGUACGUACUAAUACUAGUACUACGUACGCCAAAUGUAUAAUUCUUCAAAUAGUCUAGGGUCAUAUUAUAUUGGAACUUAAAUUGCUCAUCAGUUGCGUUUUAUGGGCAACACGAUAAAAAAGUUGAUGAAUUUUAAAAGUUUACACAAGAAAUUUCCAACAAAGUGAUCUAAAGACAUUGCAUGCAGUCCUCGCUGAUUCAUUCGAUUUAUUUAUUCUCUAUAAUUAUUCGCUCUUGUUUCUUUAGAAUGUUGGGCAGCACCAAAUUAUUCGUUGGUUGGUAAAGAAUGUAAUGGUUCAAACUGUAUUAUAAGGAUUGCAAGUUUUAUACAACAUUUUUUUACGCUUUCGAUGUCCGCAACUUUUGGUUUUAUAGUAUAUCCAGGCAUCCAGCCAAGUUUUGCGUCAUUAUUUAUUUUAUAUAGUAUAUAUAUGUAGCAUAUUUUACGAUAAACCAAUCACGGAAAAUCAAUCAUGGCUUUAUUAAGCCAUCAUCUACAUUUGUCAUUUAUAGUCUUUAUACACGCGUAAAAUUGUAAAAAUCUCAAGUCUGUCAACAAAUUGUGCUCGCACUGCUUGUACGAAGUUGUCAACAAGUUUGAAACAAGCUUUUAGCAACGCUAUAACU
This is a messenger RNA of Paramuricea clavata, 3993 nucleotides long. Lineage: Eukaryota; Metazoa; Cnidaria; Anthozoa; Malacalcyonacea; Plexauridae. The record is from the annotation of a GenBank genome assembly.